Messenger RNA from Schistosoma rodhaini, 2135 nucleotides. The record is from the annotation of a GenBank genome assembly. Lineage: Eukaryota; Metazoa; Platyhelminthes; Trematoda; Strigeidida; Schistosomatidae.
AAACUAAAGACACUUGUUAUACUAGUUUAAUAAAAAUAUAUACAGAGUUCAAUGAAAAAUUCAGCAACUAAUAACAGAUAACAAAGAUUUGUCACUAUUUGACUAAUACCUACCAUAAUAAAAUUAUAACACAUGCGAAUUAUUAGAAUACUCCAUUAAGUCAUUUCAACAAAGAAAAACAAAAGAGAAAAACAAAACAAAUAAGACAAACUCCAUAUGUACACCCAUUACACAUGUUACGUUAUUCUGUAUUACAUGUAUUAAAUAUGAAUGAUAAUAAAGUCAAACAUCAAUCAUUACCUACUAAUACUUUAAUGACAAUGUCACCAACUGAAAUGAAUUCAUCUUAUUUAAUUCUUAAAAAUAAUAAUGAAAUGAAUGAUACUACUGAUAAUCAUCAUGAACAACAACAAUCACAACUUAAUGAUAGUUCAAAUCAAAUAGAAUCAUCAACUGGGAUCAGUUUAAUUAAUGAACCCCCGAAACGUCCAAUUAAAGGUUAUCAAUUAUUGAAAAAAAAAUUUCAUUUUACACGUGAAACGUUAACCAAUGGUUUAAAAAGAAAUAGCAGUAGUCAAAAUACUAAAAUGAUAACAAAGACAAAUGAUCAAAUCACUACUACUACUACUACUACUACUACUACUACUACUAAUACUAAUACUAAUACUACGACUACUACUACUAGUAGUAGUACUGACAAGAACCGAAAUCCGAUGAACCCUUUUAAAUCUACCAAUUUAUUAAAUACAUCUAAUGAUAAUCUAUCACCAAGGGAACGAUCAUCUAGUUUUAGUGUUCAAUAUGAAAAUAAUCAAUCCCAUUUAUCAAUUCAAUCAACCAAUAUUAGACAUAAUAAUCAUUAUAAUAAUAAUAAAAGUAAACAUUAUGAAAAAUCUUUAUUAUCUAAAUCUCAAUUAAGUUUACAAUCAAGUUUAUUAAAACAAAGUCAAUUAUCAUUAUUAGAUAUACAAAGAGAUUAUCCAAAAACUUUAAUGACAUUAGGUGUUGUUGUUGGUGGUGGUAGUAUGUUAGGUAUAUCAGAUACUGCUAGUAUAAUUACAGAAGGUGGUAUUAAUGAUCAAUAUAUUGAUUUAAUCAAAGCCUAUCAUAAUAUUUUAGUUGCUAUCGGUGAAAAUCCUAAUCGUCAAGGUUUAUUAAAAACACCCCAAAGAGCUGCUAAGUCAAUAUUAUAUUUUACAAAAGGUUAUGAAGAAUGUGUUAAUGAUAUAUUAAAUGAUGCUAUAUUUGAUGAAAAUCAUGAUGAAUUAAUUAUAGUUAAAGAUAUUGAAAUGUUUUCAAUGUGUGAACAUCAUUUAAUACCAUUUAUUGGUCAUGUAUCUAUUGGUUAUAUACCAAAUAAAAAAAUUUUAGGUUUAAGUAAAUUGGCAAGAAUCGUUGAAAUUUAUUCACGUCGAUUACAAGUACAAGAAAGACUUACAAAAGAAAUUGCUAUUGCAUUAAAAGAAUCAAUUAAUCCUAAAGGUGUUGGUGUUAUUAUAGAAGCAACACAUAUGUGUAUGAUUAUGCGUGGUGUACAAAAAAUUAAUUCAACUACUAUAACAACAACUAUGUUAGGUGAUUUAAAAGAGAAUGGGAAAUUACGUGAUGAAUUUUUACAACUUGCUGGAAGAAAAUAAAUUGAUCUGUUUUGUUAUAUAAUAUGAUGAGGAGGAGGAGGAUGAGGAUUGAAUGAGUUUUCUUAAUAAUGCCCAUUAUUUAAUUAAAUAAAAAAAUCCUAAAAAUCAAAAUAUGAUCCUCUUUUUUUUGGUUGAUUCGUUUAAAGAUCUUUAUCAUAUUUGAAAGACUAGUUUAGCCUGUCGUAUACCUUGAUGGUGUUCUAGUGACUUACGGGUUGUUUGAUCUGUCAAGGGUGAUGGGACAGUACAUGAUAGUAUUGUUGUGUACUAGGUUCAAAGAGAGAAUUGUUUGCUAUAUGCAUACAAGUCCUCUCUGUUAUUGUUCUUAUUUUUUUCUGAUUUUUGUGAAUAUUUGGUUGACAGUAGUAACAAGUUCUCUUCAGUUUAACCAUAAGAUAUGAUUACGAGUUAUAAUGUAUGUAUUGAUGUAGUGAAUGGGAACACGAGUGGGGAUAAUCGAAUGUAUGUAGGCACAAAAUUACAGACUAUUUCACUAAA